AAAUAUGCAUUAAUAGAGUCAGUGAGUUGUGGAAUAAUGUGCUCUGAGUUUAAAUGUUAGAAGAGGAAGUCGACUUUCAGACAUUUUGUCCUUCAAGAGUGUUUCUGAGCCAAAGGCUGAUUUCAGUUGAUGUGCAGAUGAAUGAUUUGUGUUUCCUCUCCAGAUGAAAGUGUGUGUGAGAUGAGCAGCAUGAAUCAGUGUGAGGACAGAGAGGAGGGAGGCCCUCCCUCUAAAACCACUGGACCUGGACCUGGACCAGGACCUGGACCUGGACCUGAACCAGGACCAGGACCUGGACCUGAGCCCAGCUGUGUGUCCUUCAAGAGUGACUGGUCAAAGAAUGAGAUCCUUAACUUCAAACCAGAACCUUCCUCAGACAGCCAAGUCGACCAGGAGAGCUCAGAGGUUCCCAGAGGUCCGUCUGUCCAGCAGCAUCAGACACACCUGGACUCCAUAUUUAUGCUGCUGGAGGAGAACAUUGUCACUUUUGUGAAGAACGAGCUGAAGAAGAUCCAGAAGGUUCUGAGUUCAGAUUACCCAGAAUGCUCAGAGAGUCAGAGGGAGGAUGAGGAGGUGUUGGACGGUGAGGAUGAAGAGCAGAGGAGGAGCAGCAGAGAGGCAUUUCUGAAGAUCACACUUCACUUCCUGAGGAGAAUGAAGCAGGAGGAGCUGGCUGACUGUCUGCAGAGCAGGAGUUAUUCGGGAGUUUGUCAGCGUGAACUUAAAUCUAACCUUCAGAAGAAGUUCCAGUGUGUGUUUGAGGGGAUCGCUAAAGCAGGAAACCCAACCUUUCUGAAUCAGAUCUACACAGAGCUCUACAUCACAGAGGGAGGGACUGCAGAGGUCAAUGAUGAACAUGAGGUCAGACAGAUUGAAACAGCAUCCAGGAAACCACACAGACCAGAAACAACAGUCAGACAAGAAGACAUCUUUAAAGCCUCACCUGGAAGAGACGAACCAAUCAGAACAGUGAUGACAAAGGGAGUGGCUGGCAUCGGGAAAACAGUCUUAACACAGAAGUUCACUCUGGACUGGGCUGAAGACAAAGACAACCAGGACAUACAGUUCACAUUUCCAUUCACUUUCAGAGAGCUGAAUGUGCUGAAAGAGAAAAAGUUCAGCUUGGUGGAACUUGUUCAUCACUUCUUCACUGAAACCAAAGAAAUCUGCAGGUUUGAAGAGUUCCAGGUUGUGUUCAUCUUUGACGGUCUGGACGAGUGUCGACUUCCUCUGGACUUCCACAACACUGAGAUCCUGACUGAUGUUAGAGAGUCCACCUCAGUGGAUGUGGUGCUGACAAACCUCAUCAGGGGAAACCUGCUUCCCUCUGCUCGCCUCUGGAUAACCACACGACCUGCAGCAGCCAAUCAGAUCCCUCCUGGGUGUGUUGACAUGGUGACAGAGGUCAGAGGGUUCACUGACCCACAGAAGGAGGAGUACUUCAGGAAGAGAUUCAGAGACGAGGAGCAGGCCAGCAGAAUCAUCUCCCACAUCAAGACAUCACGAAGCCUCCACAUCAUGUGCCACAUCCCAGUCUUCUGCUGGAUCACUGCUACAGUUCUGGAGGAUGUGUUGAAGACCAGAGAGGGAGGAGAGCUGCCCAAGACCCUGACUGAGAUGUACAUCCACUUCCUGGUGGUUCAGGCCAAAGUGAAGAAGGUCAAGUAUGAUGGAGGAGCUGAGACAGAUCCACACUGGACUCCAGAGAGCAGGAAGAUGAUUGAGUCUCUGGGAAAACUGGCUUUUGAUCAGCUGCAGAAAGGAAACCUGAUCUUCUAUGAAUCAGACCUGACAGAGUGUGGCAUCGAUAUCAGAGCAGCCUCAGUGUACUCAGGAGUGUUCACACAGAUCUUUAAAGAGGAGAGAGGACUGUACCAGGAUAAGGUGUUCUGCUUCGUCCAUCUGAGUGUUCAGGAGUUUCUGGCUGCUCUUCAUGUCCACCUGACAUUCAUCAACUCUGGAGUCAGUCUGCUGGCAGAGGAACAAAAAGCAGACCGUCAAUCUGAAGAGACAUGUCUCUACCAGAAUGCUGUGGACGAGGCCUUACAGAGUGCAAAUGGACACCUGGACUUGUUCCUCCGCUUCCUUCUGGGUCUUUCACUGCAGACCAGUCAGACUCUCCUGCGAGGUCUGCAGACACAGACAGGAAGUAGCUCACAGACCAAUCAGGAAUCAGUCUGUUACAUCAAGACUAAGUUUGAAGAGAAUCUGUCUCCAGAGAGAAGCAUCAAUCUUUUCCACUGUCUGAAUGAAAUGAACGAUCAUUCUCUAGUGGAAGAGAUCCAACAGUACCUGAGAUCAGGACGUCUCUCCACAGAUAAACUGUCUCCUGCUCAGUGGUCAGCUCUGGUCUUCAUCUUACUGUCAUCAGAAAAAGAUCUGGACGUGUUUGACCUGAAGAAAUACUCUGCUUCAGAGGAGGCUCUUCUGAGGCUGCUGCCAGUGGUCAAAGCCUCCAACAAAGCUCUACUGAGUGGCUGUGACCUUUCAGAGAGAAGCUGUGAAGCUCUGUCCUCAAUUCUCAGCUCCCAGUCCAGUAGUCUGAGAGAGCUGGACCUGAGUAACAACAACCUGCAGGAUUCAGGAGUGAAGCUGCUGCUACCUGGACUGCUGAGUCCACACUGCAAUCUGGGAAGUUUAAGUAUGAUUAGCUGUGAACUGUCAAAGACAAGCUGUGAAGCUCUGUCCUCAGUUCUCAGCUCCCAGUCCUCAAGCCUGAGAGACCUGGACCUGAGUAACAACAAACUGCAGGAUUCAGGAGUGAAGCAUCUGUCUGUUGGACUGGAGAGUCCACAAUGUCGACUUGAAACUCUCAGACUUGGUGUCUGUAACAUCUCAGAGAGGAGCUGUGAAGCUCUGUCUUCAGUUCUCAGCUCCCAGUCCUCUAGUCUGAGAGAACUGGACCUGAGUAACAACAACCUGCAGGAUUCGGGAGUGGACCAUCUGUCUGUUGGUCUGGAGAGUCCACAAUGUCGACUUAAAACUCUCAGGUUGAGUGUCUGUGACCUCUCAGAGAGAAGCUGUGACACUCUGUCCACAGUUCUCAGCUCCCAGUCCUUUAGUUUGACAGAGCUGGACCUGAGUAACAACAACCUGCAGGAUUCAGGAGUGAAGCAACUUUCUGCUCAACUGAAGAGUCCACACUGUGUCCUUGAAACUCUCAGGCUGUCAGGCUGUCUGAUCACAGAGGAAGGCUGUACUUCUCUGGCAUCAGCUCUGGACUCCAACCUCUCCCAUCUGAGAGAGCUGGACCUGAGCUACAAUUACCCAGGAGACUCAGGAGUGAAGCAGCUGUCUGCUCGACUGGAGGAUCUAGGCUGGAGACUGGACACUCUCAGGGUGGAGCCUGCUGGAGUCCGAUGGUUGACACCAGGUCUGAGGAAGUAUUCCUGUGAGCUCACAGUCGACACAAACACAGUCAGCAGAUACAUCAAACUGUCUGACAACAACAGGAAGAUGACAUAUGUGGAGGAGGAUCACUCAUAUCCUGAUCAUCCAGAGAGGUUUGAGUCCAGGUGUCCUCAGCUGCUGUGUAGAACUGGUCUGACUGGUCGCUGUUACUGGGAGGUCGAGUGGAGAGGAAGUGUUUCUCUAUCAGUGAGUUACGGAAGAAUCAGAAGGAAAGGAGACAGUAAAGACUGUGUGUUUGGAUGGAAUGAUCAGUCCUGGAGUCUGGAGUGCAAUGAAGAUAAUGGUCGUUACUAUGUCUGGCACAGUAAGAGAAAAACAGUCAUCUCCUCCUCCUCCUCCUCCUCCUCCUCCUCCUCUGGUAGAGUAGCAGUGUAUGUGGACUGUCAUGCUGGCACUCUGUCCUUCUACAGAGUCUCCUCUGACUCACUGAUCCACCUCCACACCUUCAACACCACAUUCACUGAACCUCUUUAUCCUGGAUUUGGGUUCUUCGGGUCCAGUUGUGGUUCCUCAGUGAGUCUGUGUGGUGUUUAGUGUGCAGAGUCUCCUCCUGUCACAGAAACAUUGUCAGUGCUGAACACUUGAGUCUGUACAGGAUCACAGUCACAUCAAUCUUUCAGCUUCUUGUAAUAAAUUCAUCAUCAACUUUGUACAAAAUGCUUCAAACUGAUUGAAAAGAUUUUUCAUUUACAUUUGAAACUUCUUCCAUUAAAUUGUGGAAAUUGUGUUGACUUGUACUUUCUGUCAUGUGUUGUUUUGAAUUCUGGCUCUUGUUCCAGUAAAAUCCACAACUAUCAGUGAAAUGUAAGAAACAGAAAACAUCGACUCGUCUGCAGCUUUAAUUGUAAAGAAUCAUUGUGAACAAAGUUGUAAAUGGACAGUAAAAUCUGAUCAAAUGUACUCGACACUCCACCUGAAACACUCUGACUUGUUUCAUGUGUUUCUAAUGAUGAAACUAAAAGUUUGAUGGUGUUGGUUAACACAUGUAAUUAUGUCCGUAGUGACAGAGUCAUAAACUGCACAACAUCUCUUCAUUUCUGUCUGAUUAUUAUAUGAGAAGAAAACACAUUUGAAUGACAAUCAUUGUGUUUCUCUCAGUGUUUUGUGGCUGUUGAAGUCCGGCUGUAUUUUCAGGACAUUUGUUGGAUUUGAAUCUGGUCCGUCAAACUAAACAGCUGUGAGAAAAGUCUUUCUCUGUCUGAGCCGGUUGGCUGAAGAUGUUUGGAAGUCUGAGAGCCGGAUGAAAUACUGAAACACUUUCAGAGAUCGCAAACUAAACUGUCCUGAUGAAGUUUUUAAACAAGCGCUGAAGAGAUUUGAGCUCAUGUUUGAUGCUUCUGAAUGUUGAUGUUCAGAGCAAAGAGUCCAAAACUUGUACAAAUUGUUCCUUUUUGUUUAAAUGUGACUUUGUUUGUGAAACGAUCAGCUGACGAGUUUAUAAUCAGACUGAAAGAUGUCGCACAGCGUCACUGAAAUGUUUCUCCUCUGCUGAAGUAGCUGAAUAUAAAAGUCUACUUGUGUCCUCAUCAUGUUGUCUGUCAGUGUGGAAACUGUAAAUAAUUCAUAUUGUUUUCAUGCUAUAUUAAAGGAACCAGAACACAUGAA
Messenger RNA from Acanthopagrus latus (yellowfin seabream), 5016 nucleotides. Its product is annotated as NACHT, LRR and PYD domains-containing protein 12-like. The record is from RefSeq and is a predicted model, not a curated record. The coding region runs from base 142 to 3945 and encodes 1267 amino acids. The transcript has 11 exons. Lineage: Eukaryota; Metazoa; Chordata; Actinopteri; Spariformes; Sparidae. Gene Ontology annotation, molecular function: protein binding.